Molecule: messenger RNA, 880 nt
Organism: Triticum dicoccoides
Lineage: Eukaryota; Viridiplantae; Streptophyta; Magnoliopsida; Poales; Poaceae
Product: glyoxylate/hydroxypyruvate/pyruvate reductase 2KGR-like
Exons: 2
Coding region: 9-800 (263 amino acids)
Cellular component (GO): cytosol
Molecular function (GO): glyoxylate reductase (NADPH) activity; NAD binding; hydroxypyruvate reductase [NAD(P)H] activity
Source: RefSeq, a predicted model, not a curated record
CGCUCUCGAUGGAAGCCUUCCUCGCCGCCGCGGCUGCCGACGACGACCCACCGCGCCUGGCCCUCGUCCCGGGCGGGGGCGUCCGCGUCGACGCGGCUUUCCUGGACGCCGUCCCGUCGCUGCGCUGCGUCGUCACGGUCAGUGCAGGCCUCAACCACAUCGACCUCCCCGAGUGCGCGCGCCGCGGCGUCGCCGUGGCCAACGCGGCCGGGGUCUACUCCUCCGACGUCGCCGACCACGCCGUCGCCCUGGUCAUCGACGUCCUCCGGCGCGUAUCCGGGAAGCGCGUGGGCAUCGUCGGCCUCGGCAGCAUCGGAUCGGCAGUCGCGAGGAGGCUGGAGGCGUUCGGCUGCGUCGUCUCCUACCACUCCCGCGGCCGGAAACACGACGUCUCGUACUGCUACCACCCCGCGGUGCGCGACCUUGCCGCGUGCUCCGACGUGCUCGUCGUCGCGUGCGCUCUGACCGCCGAGACCCGGCACGUCGUGGACAGGCGCGUGCUGGACGCGCUGGGGAGCGGCGGCGUGGUGGUGAACGUGGCGCGCGGCCCGAACGUGGACGAGGGGGAGCUGGUGAGGGCGCUCGCGGAGGGCAGGCUCGCCGGCGCCGGGCUGGACGUGUUCGAGGACGAGCCAGACGUGCCGGCUGAGCUGAUGGCCAUGGACAACGUCGUGCUGACGCCUCACUGGGCCGCGUUCACCCCGGAGUCCAUAGCCGACCUCGACCACCUCGUCGCCGGCAACCUGGAGGCCUUCUUCGCCGGCGCCCCGCUGCUUACGCCCGUCGUCGUCUCCGACUGAGCACAAAGAAUGUCGAUCGUCACUGACCGCGAGCUCUUCAUCACAAAGAAUAAAACUGGCAUUGAUUAGUCCACCACCAA